Messenger RNA from Contarinia nasturtii (swede midge), 1323 nucleotides. It is a transcript of the gene Tango14, whose product is annotated as dehydrodolichyl diphosphate synthase complex subunit NUS1. The record is from RefSeq and is a predicted model, not a curated record. The transcript is spliced from 2 exons. The coding region runs from base 150 to 929 and encodes 259 amino acids. Gene Ontology annotation, cellular component: endoplasmic reticulum membrane; dehydrodolichyl diphosphate synthase complex. Gene Ontology annotation, molecular function: ditrans,polycis-polyprenyl diphosphate synthase [(2E,6E)-farnesyl diphosphate specific] activity. NCBI's taxonomy places the organism in Eukaryota, Metazoa, Arthropoda, Insecta, Diptera, Cecidomyiidae.
CUCAGCUGACUAACACGAAUUUUUUUUCCAUACCAUACACACAUAUUUCACAAUAGAAUUUUUGUAUUUUGGCCUUUAUACAAAAUUGCAUCGAUGAAUGUUUACUACUUUGAAUUAAAUUGAGGGAAUUUAAGCAGUGUUUUGUGUGAAUGUUGAGUGAAAAAAUGUUUCUGGAUAUUUAUCAAGUGAUUUGGCACAUAUUACAGUUUAUCUUCGACAUUGUUGAUAUCUGUUGUCGGCUGGUCACAUUUGCCAAAGCAAAAUGCAAACACGUUCAACGGCGAUUUUACGGCGAGGAUUUGUCCAGUGAAAAGCAUUUUAUUGAAAUGAAUAAGCGAAAUUUAACCAAAAUUCCAAUUCAUUUAGCUGUGAUAUUGGGACCCGAAUUGCCCGAUUUUCGGGCACUAUCCAAAAUAAUUAUAUGGUGUCUAUCUACCGGUAUCCCAAAUAUCACAUUUUAUGAUCAUAGAGGCAUCUUAGUGUCAAACAAUGGCAAAGUAUAUGACCAUUUAUCACGGUGGCGAAAGGAUAACGAUAAAAUUUGUUGGAAUACAUUUAACGGCGAUAUUUGUGGCAGUCAAGUGGUUUAUAAAAAUGGUUUGAAAAAGGAGCUGUCGGUGAAUUUCGUAUCGCCGCUUGAAUGUAAGCGAAAAAUUGCCGACGUGUGUCGAACGAUGGCAACCGAUAAAAGUAUUCAACCUGAACAAAUUACAAUCAACAGUGUGCACGAACGAUGUGCUACAAUUAUUAGCCCUGAUCCAGACGCAGCCAUUUAUUUUGGUGAUGUUUGCAGUACAUACGGUUUUUUGCCGUGGCACAUUCGACUCACCGAAUUUUUCCCAAUUCAAUCACAAGACACGAUGACCGUUUACUCAUUUAUGGAAACAUUAUUCAAAUUUUCAAAAUGCGAACAACGGUUUGGUUACUAAAGUGCCACUCACAAAGUUAUUUAGUUCCAACAUAUACACUUAUGUAGUUUAAUCUAGUAGAUAACGUAAGAUGGAUUAAGAAAUACCGAGAAAUGCAGAGUUAAAGAUGUGAACAAAAUCAAAAAGAAGUAUUCACAACAUCAGGUAGAGCAGAUUCCAACAAAACUUGAGCAGAUCAAGCAGAGAUAUACGAAAAGACUUUGUAAAAAAUUAUAUCAAUGAAUUGAAAAAAAAAAUGCUGGAUUUAUGUUAUUCAAUGAAAAUACCAUAAGCUUAAAUUCGGUCUUAAGUUUUGAUUGAAGUCGAUUAAUUGAAUCGAGAUUAUUUGUAAGGAAAAGACAACUGUUAUUAAAUUUAACAACAAAUACACAUGCCGAAAUAAUAUAUGAAAUUA